AUGCAGCAGCGCCUGCUGGACUGCCUGGAGGCCGUCAGCUACCUGGCCGUGGACGACACCAACAGGGCCGCGCUGGUCGCGAUGGGGGCGCCGCACCUCCUGGCCGCCAAGUUUACACGCUGCGCAGCGGCUGCUGAUGCAGCCGGCGCCGGCGCCGACGCUCAGGAUGGGCCGCCUCUCAAGGGCGGCGCCGGCGCAGCGCUCGGUCCUGCGUCCCAGGCGGUUGGGGCGGCGGCGCUGCGGGCGCUGGUGGCGCUGCUGCGCAGCGACGCAUUGAAGCUCGAGUUCUGGGCCGGUGUGGGCGGCGCGGCGCUGCUGGCGCUGCUGCGCGGGCCCCUGGGUGCACGCGUCGGCGACCUCGCGGCCGCGGCCUUUGCUGCCGCCGAAGCGCUGGCGUUUGGCGCUGGCACUGGCGCGACGCGGCGCAGCUCCGGUUCGGCCGCGCCUGCACACCUUGGCGGCGGUAUCUUCUGCAGCGGCUUCAGCGGGGCCGGCAGCGGCAGCUUUUGCGCCCUGAGUGGGGGCGUCAGCGGCGCCGGCUGCCAGGGUGGCGCACCACAGCUGCUGGAGCCGCGCCUGCUGGAGGCACUGGCGGCGAGCUGUGCGCUGCACCCCUGCUCCGGCGCAGCUGCGGCGACGCCCGCGCUGCGGCUGCUCCUCCUGGGGCGACAGCGGGGCACGCAGGCUGCGGGCGAGUGCGAAUGUUGCGGCGAGCCGGCACCGCAGGAUGGGGCGGGCGCGCGCGAUGCAUGGCGCUGCGUCGCCUUCGCCGUCGGCCCGUUCCUGGCGACCGUCAUUCAGAGCUCCAUGGUGGACAGUGCGGCUUCGCAGCAGCUGCCGUCCCAGGUGGCGUCUGGGGCCCACGACCACCGCAGCAACCACCAGCAGAGGCAGCAGGAGGCAGCCGCGCUGAUGUCAGCGCUCGACCUGGUGGCUCUCAUGGCGCAGGACCCCCAGCUCGCAGCGACCCUCUGCAAGGCGGGCGCGCUGCUGCCGCUGCUGAUGCUGCUCCCAGACCCAACCGUUGGCGCCACCGGUCCGGCUGCCGCCGCGGCCGCGCGCGUGCCAGCGGUCGUGGCGGCGCUUGUGCGCAAUGGUGGCGCGGCCGCGGUCGAGCAGCUGCGUGAGGAGGGCGCGCUCGCGGCGCUGCUGCGGUCCCUGCGUGACGCGCGGCUGCCGCCCCAGGCCAAGGAGGCAGCCCUUUUGGCCCUGGCGCGCGUCGCGUUCGUGCCCGGCGGCUGCGGCGCCAGUGGCAGCGAGGCGGCGCGUGCGGCGGCGGCGUCGGUGGCGGCGCUGCGCAGGCGUGGCGCGGUCCUGGCGGUGCGGCGUCUGCUGGUGGAGGAGGCGGCGCCGCACGGGGAGCUUGCGCGCCGCGCGCUGCACCUGCUGGACCUGCUGGCUGGAAGCGCGGCCGAUACGGGCCUCACCUGCAAUGAUGCGCCCAAACGCCCGGCAUCAGAGGUUGGGGCCACGCCAACACACGCGCGAGCGGGGUGA
Monoraphidium neglectum is the source of this 1497-nucleotide messenger RNA. RefSeq lists its product as hypothetical. Lineage: Eukaryota; Viridiplantae; Chlorophyta; Chlorophyceae; Sphaeropleales; Selenastraceae. The transcript is spliced from 2 exons. The record is from RefSeq and is a predicted model, not a curated record. The coding region runs from base 1 to 1497 and encodes 498 amino acids.